This is a messenger RNA of Penicillium atrosanguineum, 1359 nucleotides long. RefSeq lists its product as uncharacterized. The transcript has a single exon. Lineage: Eukaryota; Fungi; Ascomycota; Eurotiomycetes; Eurotiales; Aspergillaceae. The record is from RefSeq and is a predicted model, not a curated record. Gene Ontology annotation, biological process: proteolysis. Gene Ontology annotation, molecular function: metallopeptidase activity. The coding region runs from base 1 to 1359 and encodes 452 amino acids.
AUGGCGCGGUCCAAAUCUGAGACCUGCAUUCACCGCUCCCUAUCUUUUACAUCCUCCCCUCACGCCGAGGUGGCAGGCUUCAAAGGACAAAGCAGCAGGCAACUAAUUGCAGCGAGAAGACCGUCAAGUCUAACUGGACAACCAAGAUUUGACUUGGCAGCGGACCAUUCAGAGACAUUCCCGGCUCCGUUGCUGCUGCCUGGUGAUGACCUCGCCGAGGACCCGAAUCAUCCGACUCAAAGCUUUCAAGAAUGGCUGGGUGAAAAGAUACGCAAUAGGCUCACUCCAACACGCAAGACAAUAUAUGUGAUACCCCCACCAGAGAUCGGUGACGAGGUCGGCUUCAUGCGAUCGUGGGUCAAGCCAGGGUCCCAUGCUGCCAGAGAUAGCCGCGCACAGCUACCUCAACCUCAAGAUGUGUGCGACUAUUUAGAAGCAUUUUACCAUGGGGUGUCCGUGAAGCUGCUCCCCUCCUCAACAUUCACUUUCACGUCGUGGGAGAAAGAGGAAGUGAAAAUUUCAAAGACGACAUGCAAACCACCAAAAAAGAGAUAUGUGGGCCUUAAAUGCGGCACAGAGGUUACGCGCAUCCGUGCCCGUCCCUCACCCGAUGAAGUAUUUAGCGGACAAGUGAACCUCGAUGAUCUUCUCGAUGCUGUUAUAGCGAUGCUGCCUCAGGAUGCAUUCUCAGUGCAGCUUUUGAUGCACCAUGAUAUGUAUGAGGAUGAGGAUGAUGAGUUCGGCUGCGGUCGCGCAUACGCCGGUAGUCGGGUCUGCGUUGUCUCAAGUGCGCGAUAUGACCCGUGUCUCGAUGAGGUGGAAGAAAUUGAGCGUCUUCAUUCCUGGCCAGCAUCCCAUUGCGAAGACUACAUCUCUCAAUAUUGUUCCGUUUCUGAGCCGAGGGCAAAACGACCCAAGACUGGAAAAACAAAAGCUGGGAAACCAAGAUCAAAUAUCGCUCUAAAUGGCCCAAUGAAAGCGGCAUUGUCUGUAUAUAAAUCCCUUCCCAUGUCGGAUCAAUCAACGUCUUUACUUUCGGCACUUUGGCUAGGCCGAACCUGCCGCACCGCAGCUCACGAGCUGGGUCAUUGCUUCGGCAUGGACCAUUGUGUCUACUACGCCUGCUCUAUGCAAGGCACCGCAUCGAUUCGCGAGGAUGCAAGACAGCCACCUUAUCUCUGCCCGGUGGAUCUUGCCAAGGUUCUUCACGAAACUAAAGGCACUGUUGAGAAAAGAUAUCAAGCUCUGCUGGACUUUUGUGAGCGCCCUGGGAACAAAGGGACACACUUCUUUGCUCCUUUUGCGGCAUGGCUUCAAGCAAGAUUGCAGCCAGCGAACAUAGUAGUAGAUCUGACAUAG